AUGUUGAUUCUGUGCAAAUAUUAUAAUUUUAGGCUUUUAUAAAUAAUGUAAAAGGAAUAUUAAUCCAAAACACUAUUUUAAGAAUAUUUAAUUCCCCAUCAAAAUUUAAUAUUAAAAUCCUUAAAAGUCAGGCAGAGAGAGAGACUCACUUAAGGUUAUAUAUAAAAUUCUCUUCUUGCAACAUAAUAAGAAAUAUUAUAUCUGCUUUAUAUGAUGUAAAAUUACUCUUUUCUAUUGUUUUUUCAUGAAUCCUAAAUUUCAUUUGAAAUUUGCCUUGCUUUUUUUGGUCGGCUAAUUAAUAAAUCGAUCAGGAUUGAUUAGAUUUUUGAAGAAGAGAUAAAUUUUUUAGAUUAACUUCUAUUUUAACACUUCUGGCUUUUAGACUAUGAAUAUUCUUCUUCUUAAUCAGUGCUACCUGCUUUAGCUCUUGGUUAAUCUGCAAUAAAUUUAACUUUAAUUGCUUGUAGUUCUUUAAAUAAUGCAUUUAUAAUUAAAUCAAAUAACAAAUUUAUUAAUAAUUCAACACAAAUUUUAAUAAGCAAUUAUAUUUUAUUUUUGUAGAUUAUAUAAAAAUUAAAUAACUCUAGGCAAAAUAGACAGUAUUUUAAAGAAGAUAUCUUCAAAGAGAUACUCUAUAUAUAUAAUUAUUUUAUCUGA
Messenger RNA from Tetrahymena thermophila SB210, 657 nucleotides. RefSeq lists its product as hypothetical. The record is from RefSeq and is a predicted model, not a curated record. Lineage: Eukaryota; Ciliophora; Oligohymenophorea; Hymenostomatida; Tetrahymenidae. The transcript has a single exon.